This is a messenger RNA of Schistosoma curassoni, 628 nucleotides long. NCBI's taxonomy places the organism in Eukaryota, Metazoa, Platyhelminthes, Trematoda, Strigeidida, Schistosomatidae. The record is from the annotation of a GenBank genome assembly.
GGGACUCCAGGCGGAGUUGGUCAAUAUCAUACGGAAUUCCUAUGAUGGAUUAAACUGCUAAAUUGUACAUGGAGGACAAUUGACAGACUCGUUCGAGGUAAAGACCAGUGUCAGACAAGGUUGCUUACUCUCACCCUUUCUCUUUCUCCUGGUGAUCGACUGGAUCAUGAAGACGUCAACAUGUGAAGGGAAACACGGGAUACAAUGGACAUAUAGGAUGCAGCUGGAUGAUCUAGACUUCGCAGAUGAUUUGGUCCUUCUAUCGCACACGCAACAACAAAUGUAUAAGAAGUCGACCAGUGUAGCAGCAGCCUCAGCAGCGGUAGGUCUCAAUAUACACAAAGGGAAAAGCAGGAUUCUCCGAUACAUCACAGCAUGCACCAAUCCAAUCACAAUUGACGGAGAAGAUUUGGAAGAUGUAAAAACCUUUACGUAUUUGGGCAGCAUCAUUGAUGAACAGGGUGGAUCUGAUGCAGAUGUGAAGGCGCUGAUCAGCAAAGCAAGAGCAGCAUAUUUACAACUGAGGAACAUCUGGAACUCAAAGCAACUGUCAACCAAUACCAAGGUCAGAAUGUUCAAUACAAAUGUCAAGACAGUUCUACUUUAAUAAUAAUAAUAAUAAUAAUAA